Peromyscus eremicus (cactus mouse) is the source of this 1873-nucleotide messenger RNA. RefSeq names its product IKAROS family zinc finger 3 (gene Ikzf3). The record is from RefSeq and is a predicted model, not a curated record. The transcript is spliced from 6 exons. NCBI's taxonomy places the organism in Eukaryota, Metazoa, Chordata, Mammalia, Rodentia, Cricetidae. Gene Ontology annotation, biological process: regulation of transcription by RNA polymerase II. Bases 247 to 1626 code for a protein of 459 amino acids. Gene Ontology annotation, molecular function: RNA polymerase II cis-regulatory region sequence-specific DNA binding; DNA-binding transcription factor activity.
CAGUGGGUUAGUGUAGCCCUAACUCCUAUGGCUGGAGUUUUUGUAAGAGGAGAGGAAGUAACACAGAGAAGAAAGUCAUGUGACAGGAAGUAGAGAUCAGAGUUGUGUUGCUACAAGCAAGGAAUACCAAGAAUUGCUGGAGCCUUUAGAGGGACUAUGGUCCUUCCGACACCUUCAGAUCUGUGAGGGAGUACAUUUCUGCUGUCACUUGGUGUGAGAGCCCUGGGGAGAGGACUGGAAGCACAAAUGUGCAAGGCAGAAGACACGAUGAAAGUGAAAGAUGAAUACAGCGACAGAGAUGAGACCAUUCUGAAGCCGGAGCCCGUGGGAAAUGCGGAAGGGAGUGACAUUCCUUACAGCUACGCGAGAGAGUAUAAUGAAUACGAAAACAUCAAGCUGGAGAGACACGUGCCAUACGACAGCGGCAGACCGACCAGUGGGAAGAUGAACUGCGAUGUGUGCGGAUUAUCCUGCAUUAGCUUCAAUGUCUUGAUGGUUCACAAGCGAAGCCACACUGGUGAACGCCCGUUCCAGUGUAAUCAGUGUGGGGCAUCUUUUACUCAGAAAGGUAACCUCCUCCGCCACAUUAAGCUGCACACAGGGGAAAAACCUUUUAAGUGUCACCUCUGCAACUACGCAUGCCAAAGGAGAGAUGCGCUCACGGGACACCUUAGGACACAUUCUGUGGAGAAGCCGUACAAGUGUGAGUUCUGCGGCAGGAGCUACAAGCAGAGGAGUUCCCUGGAGGAACACAAGGAACGAUGCCGCACGUUUCUUCAGAAUUCUGACCUGGGGGACGCCGCAGCGAACGUGGAGGCAAGACACAUCAAAGCGGAGAUGGGAAGUGAAAGAGCGCUCGUUCUGGACAGACUAGCAAGCAAUGUGGCAAAACGAAAAAGCUCAAUGCCUCAGAAAUUCAUUGGUGAGAAGCGUCACUGCUUUGACGUCAACUACAAUCCCAGCUACAUGUAUGAGAAGGAGAGUGAGAUGAUGCAGACCCGAAUGAUGGACCAAGCCAUCAAUAACGCCAUCAGCUAUCUUGGGGCUGAAGCCCUGCGCCCCUUAGUCCAGACUCCACCUGCUCCCACCUCUGAGAUGGUCCCAGUUAUCAGCAGCAUGUAUCCUAUAGCACUCACCCGGGCUGAUAUGCCCAACGGGGCCCCACAGGAGCUGGAAAAGAAAAGGAUCCUCCUGCCAGAGAAGAACUUGCCUUCUGAGCGAGGUCUGUCCCCCAAUAACAGUGCCCACGACUCCACAGACACCGACAGCAACCAUGAGGAUCGCCAGAAUCAUGUCUACCAGCAAAGCCACACGGUCCUUCCCCAGGCCCGCAAUGGGAUGCCACUUCUGAAGGAGGUCCCGCGCUCAUUUGAACUCUUGAAGCCCCCUCCCAUCUGCCUGAGAGACUCCAUCAAAGUGAUAAACAAAGAAGGAGAGGUGAUGGAUGUGUUCCGGUGUGACCACUGCCAUGUCCUCUUCCUAGAUUAUGUGAUGUUUACCAUCCACAUGGGGUGCCACGGUUUCCGUGACCCUUUUGAGUGUAACAUGUGUGGAUAUCGAAGCCAUGAUCGCUACGAAUUCUCCUCUCACAUCGCUAGAGGAGAACACAGGGCCAUGUUGAAGUGAGCAUCAGUCUCCAAGCUCACAAUCUAAGGGUCAACAUUGUUUCUUAAAACUGAUGAUAGCCUUACCCAAUAGACUGAACUCACAUCCACAGUCCUGCCCAGUUAUGUUAGCACUCAGCCGUAUUUACAGGAACAGUCAGGGAAACACUGUCUUCAUCCAGAAACUGUUUGCAGAGCCAUCAUGUUACUUUGUGAAACCUUCCUUUCCUGUCAGUUGAAUUUGAUGGGAUUUAAAAGCCAAAGAAGUA